This is a messenger RNA of Prunus mume (Japanese apricot), 2574 nucleotides long. The record is from RefSeq and is a predicted model, not a curated record. NCBI's taxonomy places the organism in Eukaryota, Viridiplantae, Streptophyta, Magnoliopsida, Rosales, Rosaceae.
GACAACCAUAUAUCAAUAAUUAAAUCCUAAACAAUUGUGCCUCUUCUCUUCAUUGGAUCGUGUUCAUCUAUUAACAUGCAAGGCUACGGAAGGUGCUUCAAACUCUUUCUUGCAUUUUCUCUGCUUUUGCUACAAUACGCCCAAGGAGGAGAGGUGGACCACAGUCAGAGGGAUACUAACGUGACCGGGAGGUGCAUAGAGAGGGAAAGGCAAGCACUCCUUGCAUUCAAACGUGGCCUGGUGGAUGAGUCCGAUUUCCUCUCUUCAUGGGGUUCAGAAGCAGAAAAACAAGAUUGUUGCAGAUGGGUGGGAGUCUAUUGCAGCAACCAAACUGGCCAUGUUCUUCAACUUGAUCUUUCACCCAAAGUCAUAGUCGAAGUUAUUCAAGGUAAGUUGAUUAGUCCUAAACUGAUUGAGUUACACCAUUUACAACAUUUGGCCCUUUCUUCGAUUGAUUUCAAUGGGAUCCAAUUUCCAUAUUUCAUUGGUUCUCUAACCAAUUUAAGAUACCUUGAUCUGUCUUUGACUUAUUUUGGAGGCAAGUUUCCUAGUCAGGUCGGAAAUCUUACGAACUUAGAGUACCUAGACUUAAGUGCUAAUCGCUUUACAAAUGUAGAAAAUCUCCAUUGGCUUCCUCUUCUCUCGUCGUUAAGAUAUUUGGACUUGAGUUUCACAAAUCUCAGCAAUGUUUUCAAUUGGCCGGAAACCGUUAAUAAGCUUCCUGAACUAACAAACUUGACACUAUAUGGAUGUGAUCUUCCUUCUCCAAUUCUUUCCACUCUUUCUUACAUAAACUCUUCAAAAUCUCUUGCUAGCGUUGACCUUUCUUUCAACCGUUUGAAUAAUUCUUCAAUAUUUGUAUGGUUGUCCAACUAUAAUACCAGCCUUGUUUAUCUUGACCUCUCUGGGAACCUUCUAGCCGGUUCAAUUCCUGAUGUUUUUGGAAACAUGAGCUCUCUGGCACUUCUUGAUCUCUCUCAUAACCAACUUGAAGGAGGGGACCCGCAUUCUUUUGCCAGGUUAUGUAGUUUGCAAUAUUUGGAUCUCUCAAGGAAUAAUCUGAGUGGACAACUUUCUAAGUUUGUUCAAAUAUUAUUCUCCACAUGUGCUCAAAACUCAUUGGAGAUGUUGGAUAUUCGUUAUAACCAAUUGAGAGGAGGAAUACCUGAAAGUAUAGGGCUAUUGUCUCAGCUCCAAUAUAUUGAUUUUAGCAUGAAUUCUCUGGAAGGAGUGAUUUCAGAAACUCAUUUAUCAAAACUCUCCAAAUUACAGAGUUUGGAUUUAUCUUCUAACUCGCUAGUUUUUGACAUCCAUGCUGAUUGGAUUCCUCCCUUCCAACUGCACUCCAUAUAUUUGGGGUCUUGCAAGAUGGGUCCGGAUUUCCCAAAGUGGCUUAAAACUCAAAAAAAAUUCUCAUACCUUGAUAUUUCUGAUGCUGGAAUUUCCAACAACCUUCCAAGUUGGUUUUGGAGUUUAUGUCGUAAUGUGAUAUUCAUGAAUCUCACAAGCAACCAAAUUAGAGGUACAUUUGCAAAUUUGACAUUCGAAUUUUCACAUUUCCCUGAACUACAUCUGAGUUCGAACAAGUUGGAAGGUCCAAUCCCCUCAGUUCUAUCAAAAGUCUCAUAUCUAGAUCUCUCUUAUAAUAAACUUUCAGGGUCAAUUUCGUUCUUGUGUUCAAGUGCAGCUAUUGGUUUAAGCUUUCUUGACCUCUCAAACAACAAUGUUUCUGGACAAGUUCCAAAUUGCUUGACACACUUGGAGAAUCUAGUCAUUCUUGAUUUGAGUUACAAUGUUUUGUCCGGGAAAAUUCCUACAACAAUAGGCUCUGUAUUUCGGAUUCAAACACUCAAAUUAAGAAGCAAUAGAUUUGUGGGACAAUUGCCUUCUUCGUUGAAGAAUUGCACAAACUAUGAGGAUGAUGCAACAUUCAUAUGGAAAGGAGGAAUGCAAACAUACAAAAGUACUUUGGGGCUCAUGAAGAGAAUUGAUCUGUCAAGCAAUAAAUUAACAGGGGAGAUACCAAGUGAAAUCACUCAUCUUGUUGGGUUGGUUUCUUUAAACCUAUCAAGAAACCAAUUAACAGGUCAAAUAACUCCAAAGAUCGGAAACUUGCAGUUAUUGGAUUCUCUUGAUUUGUCAAGAAACCAUAUAGACGGAAGAAUUCCAACAAGCCUUGCUCGGAUAGAUCGUCUUGGUGUCUUGGACUUGUCAUAUAACAACUUGUCUGGCAAAGUUCCAGUCGGGACUCAGCUCCAAGGCUUUGAUCCCUCUGUUUAUGUUGGGAAUCUUCAACUUUGUGGGCCUCCACUUAAAAAGAUGUGUGUUGAUGAAGUGGAAAGAGGUCCAAGUGAGCAAACUGACUUCAUCAACCAAGAGGACAAGGAUGGGCUAAUAACACUAGGAUUCUACAUUAGUAUGGGGCUUGGAUUUGCUGCUGGAUUUUGGGGAGUUUGCGGCACCUUGAUAUUUUCAAGGUCAUGGAGGUACACAUACUUGAAGUUCUUGAAUGGUUUAAAUGAUUGGCUUUUUGUGAGGAUAGCUUUGUUGAAGCGGCAAUUGAAGGAUGCUUAA